Molecule: messenger RNA, 360 nt
Organism: Guillardia theta CCMP2712
Lineage: Eukaryota; Cryptophyceae; Pyrenomonadales; Geminigeraceae
Exons: 3
Coding region: 1-360 (119 amino acids)
Biological process (GO): proton motive force-driven ATP synthesis
Molecular function (GO): proton transmembrane transporter activity
Source: RefSeq, a predicted model, not a curated record
AUGAAGAUGGCCUUGGCGCACGUGACGAGGGGCAUGAGGAGAGUGGCAGAGAUGCAAAGAAGGAGCUUGAGCAUGAAGUUGCCUGCUGCUCCUGAUGCUGCCACUUUUGUCUCUUGUGUCCGUGAAGAAGUCGCAAAGAUCUCAUGGUGGGGCAACCCACAGCGUUUGCAAGCUGCCAGAGAAGAGUUCAGCCAUUUCAUGUCAAACGUUUCGCAACUUCCAGACUUGAAGGUUGGUAUAGUAGCAGCUGGUGCUGUAGCGAUUCUUGAAACCUACGGCUGUUUCGUUCUCGGUGAAGUGAUUGGCAAGCGACAAUUGAUCGGUUAUCCAGUGAAAGUUGCUCACUCCCAUCACCAUUGA